UUUGACUUCUGUAGGGGAGUGUUUCACUAUAAUGUCUUUCAGCAACGAUGCAAAAUUGUUCUUUGUUUUGUUCAUACUGUGUUGUUAUGUGUUGGACGUUGGUAUUGCCAUAGACAGCAUCACCUCAUCGCAAUCCAUAAAGGACCCUGAUACUCUAAGUUCCGAAGAUGGUAACUUCACGUUGGGAUUCUUCACCCCUCAAAACUCCAAAAAACGCUACGUUGGAAUUUGGUGGAAGUCUGAGUCCACAGUCAUAUGGGUUGCUAACAGAAACCAACCACUGAAUGAUUCUUCUGGAGUUGUUACAAUCUCUGAAGAUGGGAAUCUUGUGGUGCUGAAUGGACAAAACCAAGUUGUUUGGUCAACAAAUGCGUCCAAUCUUGGAAUCAACUCUACUUCAAAACUUUUAGAUUCCGGGAAUCUUGUACUAGUGGAAAGCACAACAGGAAACAACAUAUGGGAGAGUUUCCAGCAUCCAUCUAAUGCACUGUUACCAAAUAUGAGGCUUACAACUAACAAAGUAACAGGUGAGAAACUAAAAUUAACUUCAUGGAAAAGUCCUUCUGAUCCAUCCACUGGGAGCUUCUCUGCAAGUGUUGAUCGCCUUGGUAUGCCUGAAUUAUUCGUUUGGAAUGAAACUCGCCCAUUCUGGCGCUCUGGUCCGUGGGAUGGUCGACUCUUCACAGGGCUUUCAUUUAUGAGAACAAAUUAUCUUACUGGGACAUAUGUUGGAGAUGACGGGCAGGGAAAUGUUGAGUUCAUUUUAAUUACAAAUUUAGAAGAGUCUGGCAUGAUAGUCAAUAUUCUGAAUUCACAAGGCAAUGUUGAACAAAGCAUGUGGAAUGAAGGGAAGAAAGAAUGGGUAGUCACAUGGAAAAGCCAUGAAUCGGAUUGUGAUAUUUAUGGUGCUUGUGGGCCUUUUGCGAUCUGUAACUCACAAAGUUCCCCAACAUGUAGCUGUUUGCAGGGGUUUGAGCCAAGGAACAAAGAGGAAUGGAAUAGACAAAAGUGGACCAGUGGAUGUGUUAGGAGCACAAGUUUGCAGUGUGAAAGGGUCAGCAACCAAAACACAAGUGCAGAUGGAUUUUUGAAACUGAAGAUGAUCAAAGUUCCGGAUCAUGCAGAUGGGACAUUUCUCAGUCUUCAACCAGACUCGUGCAGAAGCCGAUGUUUGAAGAACUGUUCUUGCAUUGCAUAUUCAUAUGAUGCUAAGAUUGGUUGUAUGUCUUGGACAGCGAAUCUAAUUGACAUACGACAAUUCACUUACGGAGGACUUGAUCUAUAUGUCCGUGUAGCCUACACAGAACUUGAUAAAGAUAGAAACAUGAUACUCAUCAUUAGUAUUACGGUGACAAUAGGAACUACCUUAAUUGUCACAUGUGCAUAUAUCAUGUGGAGAAGGCUUAAUUCGAAACACCAUGUGAGAGGAAUCUUCAAAGGAAUCCUCCAAUUUAACAGAGGAAGAGCACCUGUAGAAUGUACAAAUGACGAUGUAUUUGGAGAUCUGUCACAAGUCAAACUCCAGGAGCUAUUAAUAUUUAGUUUUGAAAAGAUUGUAACUGCCACUAACAACUUUCACCCAUCCAACAGGAUUGGACAGGGUGGUUUUGGUCCAGUAUACAAGGGUAAAUUGCAAGAUGGUCAGGAAAUUGCAGUUAAAAGACUUUCUCGAACAUCUGGACAAGGUGUAGGAGAAUUCAUGAAUGAAGUAGUAGUAAUUUCUAAGCUGCAACACCGCAAUCUUGUGAGACUUCUUGGCUGCUGUAUUGAAGGAGAGGAAAAGAUGUUGAUUUAUGAGUACAUGCCAAAUAAAAGUUUGGAUGCAUAUGUCUUUGAUCUGACGAAAAAUAUAGUCCUUGAUUGGAGAAAACGCUUUAGCAUAAUAGAAGGAGUGGCUCGAGGAAUGCUUUAUCUUCAUAGAGAUUCCAGGCUAAAAAUCAUCCACAGGGACUUGAAGGCAAGUAACAUCUUGCUAGAUGAGGAGUUAAAUCCGAAAAUAUCCGACUUUGGUAUGGCCAGAAUCUUUGGUGGAAAUGAGGAUCAGGCUAAUACUAGAAGAGUUGUUGGAACAUAUGGUUAUAUGUCUCCUGAAUACGCAAUGCAAGGACUAUUUUCUGAGAAAUCAGAUGUCUUUAGCUUUGGAGUUUUGCUGCUGGAGAUUGUUAGUGGAAGACGAAAUUCAAGCUUCUAUGACAGCGAGAAUUUUUUGACCCUUUUAGGAUUUGUUUGGAUGCGGUGGAUGGAAAAUAAUAUAUUAUCUAUAAUAGAUCCAAGAAUAUAUGAUCCUAGUCUUCAUAAAGAUAUUUUGAGGUGCAUACACAUAGGACUUCUAUGUGUGCAAGAAUUUGUUGCAGAAAGGCCGACUAUGGCUACUGUAAUUUCUAUGCUUCAAAGUGAGAUUAUGAAUCUUCCUCCUCCAACAAAACCUGCGUUCACCCUAAGGCAUAAUAUGUUAAGAUCAAUGUCCUUUGCAAUUGUUAGCAUUUCAAGCAUUCAAGGAAGAUAGAGAACAAAGUGCUUUGAGAAAGGUAUAUGGAGGCAAUGAAGAUUAUGUUAAUAAUAGAAAGGUUGUAAGAAAUUAGAACAUUGUAGGUAGACCCUUCUUUUUUGUCAGAAGGUAUACAUUGGAUUGACUAUUUAGGUAGAAGUUUGAACUCUGAAGUGUUUUUUAUUUGGGCAUUCCUUUCAUAAGGUUUACUUCUAUUGAAAAUAUUUUGUGAAAAAUAUAG
Messenger RNA from Cajanus cajan (pigeon pea), 2729 nucleotides. RefSeq names its product G-type lectin S-receptor-like serine/threonine-protein kinase At1g11300. Lineage: Eukaryota; Viridiplantae; Streptophyta; Magnoliopsida; Fabales; Fabaceae. Gene Ontology annotation, cellular component: plasma membrane. Gene Ontology annotation, biological process: protein phosphorylation; recognition of pollen. The record is from RefSeq and is a predicted model, not a curated record. Gene Ontology annotation, molecular function: ATP binding; protein serine/threonine kinase activity.